Pelobates fuscus (common spadefoot toad) is the source of this 4812-nucleotide messenger RNA. RefSeq names its product lipin 1 (gene LPIN1). The record is from RefSeq and is a predicted model, not a curated record. Gene Ontology annotation, cellular component: nucleus; mitochondrial outer membrane. NCBI's taxonomy places the organism in Eukaryota, Metazoa, Chordata, Amphibia, Anura, Pelobatidae. Gene Ontology annotation, molecular function: transcription coactivator activity; phosphatidate phosphatase activity. Gene Ontology annotation, biological process: cellular response to insulin stimulus; positive regulation of transcription by RNA polymerase II; fatty acid catabolic process. The coding region runs from base 317 to 3124 and encodes 935 amino acids. The transcript is spliced from 22 exons.
GGGCUGCCAGGGGCCCCUUCAACUGGAUCACUACCCCGGGCUCUCAUUGCAAGACCACCAGCCGUGAGUAACUGGGGAUUUAUUGAACCCAUGUGUCUACCUGCUCAGAGUACAGAUUGCUAGCCUACACUGGGAUGUAAUUGGAUGUGUGUUACCUGCUGGUUUCUGGAGGUGCCCUCCUCCCAGAGUAAUCCCAGGCUGGUGAAUAUAGGUAUGGUGGCAGGCUGAGAAGGGGACAGACAGGGGACAAGGACACCCUGCCAUUCUUUGAGAAGACCCUCGCCUCUACCAUUCAUUGCUCUGCCAUGCGCAAACCAUGAAUUACGUUGGGCAGUUAGCUGGGCAAGUAUUUGUUACUGUAAAAGAACUAUACAGAGGCCUGAAUCCGGCCACACUUUCAGGAUGCAUCGACGUUAUUGUCGUGAGACAGCCCAAUGGCAGCCUCCAGUGUUCACCCUUCCAUGUGCGCUUCGGAAAGAUGGGUGUGCUACGUUCCAGGGAGAAAGUGGUCGAUAUUCAGAUUAAUGGAGAAUGUGUGGAUUUGCAUAUGAAACUGGGAGACAAUGGAGAAGCAUUUUUUGUUGAAGAAAUGGACAGUUAUGAGGAAGCUAUCCCAUCACACUUGGCUACUUCACCAAUAUUACUAGAAGGAGCAAGUCUAAUGGAGUCACAACUGAAGAGGAGCUCCAUGGACUGGUCAAGGAGUACAGACUCAGCUGGAUCCUCGCAGGCACCGGUUGGUAUGCAUCUGGGACUGGCUGGGACAGAAAACUCUUCAAGUAGCUCUGUUAAAAAAAGACGAAAACGAAGAAGGAAAUCUAAGCUUGAUAACCUGAAAAGAGAUGAUAAUGGUGACACCACUGAAGAUGAGGACAUGUUCUCUAUUGACAUAAGUUCUGAUGAGGAGACUGAGUCGCUAGAAACAGCCAGAUCAUCUGUCCAGAACAGCUACAGUGAUAGAACAUUAGAAGGAAAACCUGGACAAGUCGGUGGUUAUGUCAUAGGGGACAUGUACCAUCAUUCUGACGGAGAAUAUUUGCCCCUGCAAAGUAUGUCAAUAGAACACAGAGGGCCGUCUCAUCAUCCUGUUCCACCCGAUGGAUGUCAAUCUAGUUCUUGCCCUCAACAAUCUUCUUUCUUCUAUGCUUCUUACAGUCCACCGGGCUCCCGUCCCUCCACUCCGAAAAGUGACUCGGAGUUGGUCAGCAAAUCUUCAGACAGAGAGGCUAAUGAUAUUCCCAUGCACUGGGCCUGGGGAGAGCUGCCUCAAGCUAAAAAGUCCUCUCCACAUAAAUCUAAGGAACCUACGGUUUUGAACAUAAAUCUCUCGGAAAGCACACACUUCAGGAUCAUCCCAAGCUCUCCUGAUGAUGUCAAAGUGUUAGUUCCAGAACCUGUUCUAGACCUGCCUGCUGCAGCGAUUGUAGAGGAUGUUGGUCCUGAUUCUGUCCUGACUUACACGGGUGAGCCAGAUGUUGGGACUCUGGGAGCAGCUGCACCUGCUCUUCUCACAGAUGAAGACAACAGCCCCACAACCAGCGGUUGUAGCCAGCCGCCGUUUGGCAAAACUGACUCGCCAUCAAAGAAAAAAGAUAAAAGAAGUCGACAUCUGGGAGCAGAUGGCGUCUAUUUAGAUGACCUCACUUGUAUGGAUCCUGAAGUUGCUGCAUUAUAUUUCCCAAAAAGUGGAGAGGCAACAGGCCAAUGUAGAGGCACCAGUGAAUAUGGACCACGUUCAGCUAACCAGUCUCCUCAGUCUGUGGGAAGCUCUGGGGUGGACAGCGGGGUGGAGAGCAUCUCAGAUGGACUCCGGGACCUACCCUCCAUUGCAAUAUCCCUUUGUGGAGGCCUUAGUGAGAACAAAGAAAUAACAAAAGAACAGUUUUCAGAGCAGGUGGUAACAUAUCAGCAGUUUGUGGAGAAUCCUGCGAUCAUCGAUGAUCCCAACCUCGUCGUGAAAAUUGGAAACAAGUACUACAAUUGGCCAACGGCAGCACCUGUUAUAUUGGCCAUGCAGGCUUUCCAGAAGCCAUUACCUAAGGUUACUGUGGAUACCCUUAUGAGAGACAAGAUGCCCAAAAAAGGAGGAAGGUGGUGGUUUUCAUGGCGUGGGAGAAACACAAAUAUCAAAGUGGAAGCUAAGACAGAACAGGGAUUAAUCGGAAAAGGACCUUUUAAUGGAGAGCAAGCUGAAGGGACAAGCAUGGAACAAAGGAUAAAGGAUGAGUCGUCUUCAAGCGAUGAAGAUCCCAGAGCAGCUAAACAAAACAUUGGCUCUCUGCAGUCAACCCAGAGUCACCUCUUAUCCUCUAACGUCACAUAUAAAAAGACACUGCGGCUGAGUUCAGACCAGCUGAAAAGCCUUAAGUUGAAAAGUGGUCUCAACGAUGUGGUAUUCAGCGUCACUACUCAAUAUCAGGGUACUUGUCGAUGUGAAGGCACCAUUUACUUGUGGAACUGGGAUGAUAAGAUCAUAAUUUCUGAUAUUGAUGGGACCAUCACCAGAUCAGACACCCUAGGUCAUAUUCUGCCAACACUUGGGAAAGACUGGACACAUCAAGGAAUUGCAAAGCUGUAUCACAAAGUUAGCCAAAAUGGCUAUAAAUUUCUGUACUGCUCGGCCCGUGCUAUCGGAAUGGCAGACAUGACCAGAGGAUAUCUGCAUUGGGUAAAUGAACGAGGGACGGUUUUACCACAGGGACCUGUUCUCUUGAGCCCCAGUAGCUUGUUCUCAGCCUUACACAGGGAAGUGAUUGAAAAAAAGCCUGAAAAGUUCAAGAUUGAGUGCCUCACGGACAUCAAAAAUCUCUUCCUGCCAAACAUAGAGCCAUUCUAUGCUGCAUUUGGAAAUCGUGCCACUGACGUUUACUCGUAUAAGGAAGUGGGAGUUUCAUUAAACAGAAUAUUUACAGUCAAUCCUAAGGGAGAGUUGAUACAGGAGCAUGCAAAGACCAACAUCUCCUCCUACGUCCGACUCUGCGAGGUGGUAGAUCAUGUUUUUCCUCUGCUGAAGAGAAGCAAUUCAUCUGAUUUUCCCUGCUCAGAUACAUAUAGCCAGUUUACAUACUGGAGAGAACCCUUGCCACCAUUUGAACAUCAAGACAUACAUCCAGCAGCGUCUUAAAAACACAUGUAUACAUAUCUAAUUAUGUAUAUUGAUUCUAAACGCAAGAUGUCAGCGGACGACAUUGUGAAAAGCUCUUAGUGAGAGAGCACGUCGUUCAGCUCUUUGUAAGCGUUAACUUAUCCAGUACCUCUAAAAAGGUGAAGAAAAGGGUUCGUUUCCAUCCAAAAUUUCAUGUGCCCCACAUUGCAAACAAAGGUUACUGAAAUCAUUAUUUUGAUGGGAUUAUUCAACACGGAGUCUUAUUUUUUUGUAUUUUCCUAGAAUUAUUUUAUAGAAGGAGAAAAUGUAUUGAUUGACAUUAUUAAUUUGCACUUUAUGCACACAUACAGCUAUGCUAGAAGAUUCUGCUACUUUCUACGGAAUUGAAAUUUCAGCCUCUAUUGCAGCUAUAUCUCUCUUACUCCAAACCUUCCUUAAAUUCAAUUCCCACAUGACAACAGUUUCAAGACUCCAAAACUCUACUAUGUAAAAGCUAGACAAUUAAAGCUGCUCCGACAGUCAUUUCUAAGUAUCAAACACAAAUUUAGUGACAUGGGUAAUAAAAGGUAUAUUUUUAUAAUUAUCGAACAUCCUAUAGUGUAUUUUCCAAUACAGGUAUUAUAUUUAUGUCUGCAGGUGGCAGUGAGUACACAGUGCAUCAGAAAGCAGUUUAGAGCUUGAUAAAAAAAACAUUUUGGUGUUUCAGUAUAUUAUAGAUUUACUAUAACAGUACAUUUUGGCUUCACAUGUAACUACCAAUUAAUACUGGUUAUGGAGAAAUAGUGUAUAAAUGCUUAGUUUUCUAACUGAGAAAAACUUUGUCAAGCUGAGAUUUCUGCACUGAUUUUUUUUUCAAGUAAUAGUGAUAUUAUUUAAGGUGAUAAAUAAUAUGUAUCAUAACUGUUUGAUAUGUGCUAAACACAACUUAUUACAAAAAGCUACAUGUGCAGGCUAUUAUUCUUAGUCUUUAGUCAUGUAUGUUCACUUGCAACAUACACAUGCCUGAAUGCUAAAACUGAGAGUAGCUCCUUAAGGCUACAUGUUCAUCCAACGCAUUUCACUGAAAAAAAUAUACAAAUCCAAAUGUUCUUUAAAGUUGCAAUAUAUGGUUUGAUUGCUACAUUUUACAACAUAUUGUACGUGUCUUUUAAAGGAAUUGAAGUGACAUAAUUAAGCAAGAACUCUCUUGCCAUAUCCUAAAUUACUUUUCUGUUUUAAGUGCCCUGAAGGCUUUUCACUAGUUGCCAAGAACCAACCCCUUCAGAUGCAAAAUAUUGCAUUUCACAAUUAAGCAGAUUAUGUAUGUUGCCCAAUGCUGGAGUAAAUUACUGGAUUCCAAAUGCAAAAAUGGGAUGUAUACAAAACAUAUUCUUUCUGUGAAAGAAAAUGAAUAGACGGCUUACAUAGUAAUGCUGGUUUUUGUUACAAAUAUUUUCAUUCUCAUCUAUAUAAUCAUUUUUUUUUUUUUUUUUAAAUCAGACAUUUGCACCAAUUUUUUUUUUUUUUAAAUAUUUUUUUUGCCUUGUAUCUAGGUUAGAUUAGUGGGAUAAAUAUUACAAUAUCAUGACAUUAUUACUGGAAAGGUCGUAAAAUUGGGUGUGCACGUGUUUAAUAUGAGCUAUAUAUACCCCAAAACGUUAAGAACUAACUUAAGUGAAUUUAGAUUUAAAGUCUUACAGAUAUUUUAACACUGGUUAAUCUUGGAC